UAUGAAGGGGACAAUUGCGGAUAAAAACAUAGGAAAUGAAAACGUAAGAAGAAAUUGGUGUUUAACCGUACUUUGGAGUUCCACCGUCGUGCGAGGCGAAAACGAAACCCUAGCAGUGGCAAGUGCCAAGAAUCCGCAGAGACGGUGAAGUCGGAGCAUUAUACGUAGUGUAGAAACAAUCUUACAAAGUUCCCGAUAACAUCGGCAAGUCAAUUAACCGAAACAAUAAGAUAAUGCGUCAAUAGAUACGAUGGCAACUCUGGCAGGUCAACCAACUCACCAUCAACCAACUACGGUGGAGGAAGUUAGAACACUUUGGAUAGGGGAUUUGCAGUACUGGGUAGAUGAGUCUUACCUUAAUUCUUGCUUCGCUCACACUGGCGAGGUAAUUUCAAUUAAAAUUAUUCGCAAUAAGAUCACUGGCCAGCCUGAGGGUUACGGGUUUGUGGAGUUUGUAUCUCAUGCCGCAGCAGAAAGAAUUUUGCAGACAUACAAUGGAACUCAGAUGCCUGGAACGGAGCAAACUUUCAGAUUGAAUUGGGCCUCCUUUGGAAUUGGAGAAAGGCGCCCCGAUGCUGGCCCUGAGCACUCUAUUUUUGUGGGGGAUUUGGCUCCUGAUGUUACAGACUAUCUGUUGCAAGAGACUUUUAGAGUGCAAUAUCCAUCUGUUAGGGGUGCUAAAGUUGUGACUGAUCCAAACACUGGACGUUCGAAGGGAUAUGGGUUUGUUAAAUUUGCUGAUGAAAAUGAAAGGAAUCGAGCUAUGUCAGAAAUGAAUGGUGUUUAUUGCUCAACUAGGCCUAUGCGUAUUAGUGCAGCAACGCCCAAAAAAACCAUUGGUGUUCAGCAGCAAUAUAGUCUAGGUAAAGCAAUGUACCCAGUUCCAGCCUACACUACAUCUGUGCCUGCACUUCCAGCAGAUUAUGAUGCAAAUAACACAACAAUAUUUGUUGGUAACUUGGAUCCGAAUAUUACAGAGGAGGAGUUGAAGCAAACCUUUUUGCAGUUUGGUGAGAUUGCUUAUGUGAAAAUUCCUGCCGGGAAAGGCUGUGGUUUUGUCCAGUUUGGGACAAGGGCUUCAGCUGAAGAAGCCAUCCAAAAGAUGCAAGGAAAGAUAAUUGGUCAACAAGUAGUUCGUACUUCUUGGGGCAGAAAUCCGGCUGCCAAGCAGGACUUGGCUACUUGGGGUCAGCAAGUUGAUCCGAACCAGUGGAGCGCUUACUAUGGGUAUGGAGGGACUUAUGAUGCUUAUGGGUAUGGAGUUGUACAAGAUCCAUCUUUAUAUGCUUAUGGUGCAUAUUCGGGUUAUGGCUCGUAUCCUCAACAGGUCGAUGGUGUACAAGAUUUGGCUUCUGUAGCUUGUGUGGUCCCUUCUGUGGAACAGGGAGAGGAAUGGAAUGAUAUGCUGGAUACGCCAGAUGUUGAUUAUUUAAAUGAUGCAUACCUCUCGAAACAUGAAAGUGCUAUUUUAGGCUGGCCAUUAUGGUUGACUACCUCAUCACUGGUUAGGCAAACAUGAGCUUGGAGUUUCUCUGCACUUUGGUCGGUUGUAGUCAUACGUGAAGGCAUCUGGAGGAAAAUUAUGGUAUAUGCUUUAUACGCUCAACCAUACUAUUCGUCGACGAUAUCAACACAAUACUGUUGCUGGACACAACAAUGUGUUUGAUUUAAUAAGUCAUUUUCUUUUAUAGGAACGGGGUUGCCAGGGUUUUGGGUGCUUUGAUGCUCUAUGUAUUAUGGUGCUGUCUGCUAUUUGGAAAUGGAGUUUUUUCAUAUCAGGAGAACAUCUGCUUUGAUCUGUAUCUUGUUUCAUAUUGAUCUGUACCUUGUAGCUUGAGCUGAUAAUUCCGUCAGUUGAGAUUUAGCAAAAAGAAACUGAAAGCUGAAAUGAAAUGGAGUUUUUAAUGGAGU
Benincasa hispida (wax gourd) is the source of this 1911-nucleotide messenger RNA. RefSeq names its product RNA-binding (RRM/RBD/RNP motifs) family protein. Gene Ontology annotation, molecular function: mRNA binding. Lineage: Eukaryota; Viridiplantae; Streptophyta; Magnoliopsida; Cucurbitales; Cucurbitaceae. Gene Ontology annotation, cellular component: cytosol. The record is from RefSeq and is a predicted model, not a curated record.